Messenger RNA from Paramuricea clavata, 2311 nucleotides. The record is from the annotation of a GenBank genome assembly. NCBI's taxonomy places the organism in Eukaryota, Metazoa, Cnidaria, Anthozoa, Malacalcyonacea, Plexauridae.
CCACAUUGCAAAGGUUUGUCGUAGCACAAGGCGAGGAACAAAGCAAGCAGAGUUGCCACAGCGACGCGAAACCGGAAGUCGAGGGAAACGUGAACAGGAUACAGAAGUAAAAAUGGUCAAUGCACAGGUGCCCAAGAGGAAGAAUAUUCGCUGUACAAUAUUCGAGAGAAAACAUAAGACAAAUCGAUUUCAACUGAUGUAGAACUUGAAGGCCAGCCAAUCAAAAUGGAAUUAGACAUUGGAGCUACUAAGACAAUCAUAAGUGAAGAAACAUACAACAAACUAUGUAAGAAUUUGACACCACUUCGCAAGACAACAGUCGUUCUUAGCACCUAUACCGGAGAGAGAAUUCCAGUAGCGGGCGAAGUAAUGGUUCCAGUACGGUAUGAAAACCAACAGCAUAACCUACUCGCACUUGUGGUCAAAGGUCAAGGUCCAAAUCUGUUGGGCCGACAUUGGUUGCGUGUAAUCAAAAUGAACUGGGCCUUAAUAUUCCAAAUAAAUUAAUGUCAUCCUUGCAGUGAAUUGAAGGAAGUUCUUGAAACCCACAAAGAGGUUUUUACCGAAGAAUUAAGUACUUUGGAAGGAACAACAGCAAAAAUCUAUGCAAAUCAAGAUGCACAACCCAAAUUUGUGAAGGCUAGGCCAGUUCCUUUUGCCAUGAAAAUUCCACUGGAACAAGAAUUAGAGAGACUACAGCGAGAGGGAAUCAUAUCUCCAGCUGAAUUUUCAGAUUGGGCUUCGCCAAUAGUGACAGUAGCCAAACCAGAUGGAUCGGUCCGCGUAUGUGGUGAUUACAAAGCAACAAUUAACCAAGCUUCGAAACUAGACAACUACCCAAUACCGAAGACGGAAGAUCUACUUACAACCCUUAGUGGAAGCCAAAAAUUCACUAAGUUGGAUAUGUCACAGGCCUACCAACAGUUGCGGCUAGACGAGGAGUCCAAGAAGUACACCAUAAUUAACACUCAUAAGGGACUAUACCAAUAUAAUCGCUUACCUUUUGGCAUAUCCUCGGCCCCAGGUAUAUUCCAGCGGACACUAGAGAACUUACUUCAAGGUAUUCCAAGUGUCAUUGUGCGAGUAGAUGAUAUUCUGGUAGGCGGUAAAGACGAUGCAGAUCACCUAUCCAAUUUGAAUGCAGUGUUGACGCGACUGUCUGGAGCGGGCCUAAGAUUGAAGAAGAUCAAAUGUUGUUUCAUGGCAUCAGACGUGACACAUUGUGGCUAUGGAAUAAACGAGAACGGAAUCCAUCCGGUGGUCGAAAAAGUCGAAGCCAUCACGAAAGCAUCAGAGCCAGAGAACCAUAGAUAUCUUAUAUACACUAGAUAGCGCAUCUCAUUUAGUAAAAUUGAAGCCAAGAAUAUUCCAGCGGUUACCCCCAUUUGAAUAGAUGGCGGCCAUGUUGGUCGUUCCCACUUGCUAAUAAACGCUUAAAAACAACAAUAACUUUCAUUAUUUGAAUAGUUUGAAAAUGUAUUUGGAAUAGGGGUAACUUAAUGUUUAAGUUCCCUGUUUAAGAAAUAGAAAACAUACGAAUCUUCUCAUUUCAUGGGAACGACCUGAGACUGCAAUCACGGCUUCAAUUUUUGAAUUGGAGAAUAAUUAGAUGCACUAUCUAGUGUAUAUAAGAGAUCUAUGCAGAGAACAUUAACCAAUUACGAUCAUUUCUUGGAAUGCUAAACUACUAUCACAGAUUCUUAUACCAAAUGUGGCAACGAUCCUAGAGCCACUACACAGACUACUACGACAGGGAACCAAGUGGAAGUAGGGAGAAGAGCAGAAGGCGGCAUUUCACUAUGCAAAAGAGCUCCUACAGUCAGCUGACUUACUCAUGACUUACUUAGCGACUGAUGCAUCGAAUUACGGAGUUGGGGCCGUUUUGUCACAUGUAUUUCCUGAUGGGACAGAAAAUCCGAUAGCGUAUGCCUCAAGGUCUUUAAACGCAGCUGAGAGAAAUUAUUCGACAAUCGAAAAGGAAGCAUUGGCCACGAUUUUCGGCGUUAAGAAGUUUCACAAAUUUCUUUACAGACAUUCAUUUACCAUCAAAACAGACCAUAAGCCAUUAGAAGGGUUACUCAGCGACAAAAAAGGAGUCCCCACUCAGGCAGCACCACGAAUUCAACGAUGGGCCCUCACACUAGCAACAUACGAGUACAAGAUACAAUAUAAAGCCGGGAAAAACAAUGGGAACGCAGAUGCAUUGAGUAGACUACCCCUACCAAAGAUGCCACUGUCAACGCCACAGCCAGGUGAAACAAUCCUCCUGAUGGAACAUUUGGAGAAACACCAGUCAACAGCAAUCAGAUAA